GAAGCUACUGACUUGUCGAAGACGUUGCUGUCGGAAACGCAGCCUCAUGCACAAAAAACUGCGGUACCAACUCCGUUUCCGUGUCAAAACGAUUGCGUCGGACAGCCGAAGAUGCCUGGAUAUAAUUCUGGGUCCGCUAGUCUUUAUUUCACGCCUGGAAAUUAUAGUGGCUGUACGGAAGCAGAGCUUGAGCCGCAGCAUCAAUCACAGCGUGGCGGGCUCUGUGAGAAUUUUCACAAUGCGUCACCAGCUACUUGUGUACACUGCGGUACAUCAAUUGCCUUCGGGUCCGGUAUCGGGACCGGAAGCGGUGGGACCACUUCUGCGCCAGUGGCCGCUUCGGUGGUAAAACAGACGGCAAAUAAACGGAAAAGGGCACGUUCGGUCGACCGCGGCGUUUUGGAAGAAGAAGUGGUGUUCUU
Messenger RNA from Amoebophrya sp. A120, 422 nucleotides. Lineage: Eukaryota; Dinophyceae; Syndiniales; Amoebophryaceae. The record is from the annotation of a GenBank genome assembly.